AUGGAUAUAUUUAGAGGGGGGAAGACAGAGGAGAAGCGAAGCGAAGUGAGCAGCUGCUCAGCAGCCAGAAGGAGCCAAAUGGAGCUCUCCCGGGAGGGAUUCGGCCAACUUGCAGUUCCCGCUACCAAAAGAAGUUCUGGCACUGUGGCAAUUUACUCUCUGUUUCCCUCUGCAGCCAUUCUGGAAUCUGGCAGCGACCUCUCUGAGGAAGACGGAGAGGAAGAUGCUCUUCUCCAGGAAGCAGACGAGACCAAGGAGAAACUGGCCGAAUUUGAACAGGCUUCGGAGGCCUUGCUGGCUGAGCUGAAUUCCUUGGAGGCUGAGUACGAAAUCGAGAAGCGGUGCCGGGAGCAGGCCGAAGCCUACGCAGCUCAGAUGAACAAGGAAAACAAGAAGCUGAAACGGAUCAGUGCAGUUCUGCUGCCGAUGCUGAGCCACCUCCCGGGAGAUUUUGCGAGCUUGGGCAGCGAGGACGAGAUCCCUGAUGAGCCAGCGCCGGAUCUGGUGUGCCAGUCCUUGCAGCAAAUCAAAGACCUUCAAGCAAGGGUUUCCCAGCUGCUGCGUGAGAAGAAGGAACUGGCUGCGCAAGUGAAGGAGCUCCAGGGUUGUGUCCAGCGCCUCCAGGUGCAGCUAGAAGAGGAGUCUUCCGAGAAGCAGAGCCUGCAGGCCUCCAUGGAACACCAUCAGCGGGCUUUGAAGAGGGUCCGACAAGCAUCCCGGCUGGUUACCCAGGAGUACGGCGAAGUAUCUCGGCAACUCGAUCUGGAGCAGGAGCUGAGGCAGCAAGCGGAGGAGUUUGCCCACCAGGUGAAGGGUCUGGAGGCCCAGCUGGCGGAGCGGCCACAGCCGGAAGAACUGCACAAGCUCCAGGCUGCCCUGGCCGUGGCUGCGGAAAAGCAGGUCUGCCUCGAAAGGCAACUGCUCCAAGCAAUGGAGAGGAACACAGCCCUGGGAGAAAGAGAUAUUUCUGAACUUGGUGGUGUCAACCCCAAGCCUGACCAAUCUGCCCCCCUUCACUUAGAGACGCUGAACCGCAGCACGGACGACUGCAAAGCGAAAGCUGUGGAGGAGAUGAUGGCCCGGAUCCGAAGCGGGGUGGUGCUGCGCUCAACCAGAGGGGGUCCAGAGGCCUCAGCCAAGGGAUCAUCUGCGGCAGCAGUUAGCAAGCGGAGAAGUGCCGUGAUGGAGCUCCAGGGCUUGCUGAGCACCAUGAAGAGGCCUGCCAGGCGGCCCAGCCGGCGUAAAGGCAGCCAGAAGCACAGAGACAACCAGCUGGAGGCCAUAUUGCAGAGACGCCGGCGGAUUGUGGACUGCCCGGGCCAGUCCCAGCCUCAGCAACAGCCUCCUGCCACUGAAGCCACAGGACACGGGACUCUUAUCCACACCGGAGGGGCCACGGCGGAUGUCCACUCCCUUCCAAAGAUGGAGUUCCUGGGGAUCCCGCCUCCUAGCACGCCACGACCCACAGAGACCAGCAACACCCCACCAGGUGACCCCUGCAAGCCUGCAACCCAGGCUCCACAGCACUUGGAGGAGAAGAGCCCCCCCAGCCCAGCCCGGAGCCAGCAGAGAGUUGCAGACCUCCAGACCAGGCGUCGGAUGCCUCCCUCCUCUGGGAGCGAACCCUGA
Messenger RNA from Heteronotia binoei (common prickly gecko), 1629 nucleotides. RefSeq names its product shootin-1-like. Lineage: Eukaryota; Metazoa; Chordata; Lepidosauria; Squamata; Gekkonidae. The transcript is spliced from 13 exons. The record is from RefSeq and is a predicted model, not a curated record. Bases 1 to 1629 code for a protein of 542 amino acids.